AAAUGCCACCAAGGCCUGGCCCCAGGGCCUCAGGCAGAAAGUUGCGACGUUCUCUGCGGAGCGGACGCCUUUGGGCUCUACUCCAGACCGUCGGUGGCGCUGCCUGUUUUCUGCACUCUCCCUCUAGUUGAAACCUAGCUUUCAUGUCGCCGGAAGAGGCGGGGUGGGAGCCGCCGCGAGCGGAAGCAGCGCCAUUUUUCCUCGGAACGCAGCGAGAGCGAUGCCGGGAACCUGUCCGCGCGCGGUCCCCGCGGUCCGGCAUCCGCGUGGGUCUCCGGAGGGCGGGGACGUGGAGCUAGGAGCCGUGGCCCGUGACCUGUCGAGCGGUAUAGCUGACAUGUCAUUUGAGGAACUGUUGAAAUUGCAGAGCCAAGUGGGAACCAAAACAUACAAACAAUUGGUAGCUGGAAACGGCACUAAGAAGCAAUGUUCUAGACCACCUGUCCGAAAUGCAUGUGUUGCAGAUAAGCACAGGCCUCUGGAGAUGUCAGCCAAGGUGGCCCGGGACCCCCGCUUUGAUGAUCUAUCAGGAGAAUAUAAUCCUGAGGUGUUUGACAAAACAUAUCAAUUCUUAAAUGACAUCCGAGCCAAAGAGAAAGAGCUUGUGAAAAAACAGUUGAAGAAGCACCUUUCAGGGGAGGAACAUGAGAAACUUCAGCAGCUACUUCAGCGAAUGGAACAGCAAGAAAUGGCACAGCAGGAAAGAAAGCGGCAGCAGGAGCUUCGCCUGGCCCUGAAGCAGGAGCGGCGGACUCAAGCCCAGCAGGGUCAUCGACCAUACUUCCUGAAGAAAUCUGAACAGCGUCAGUUGGUCCUAGCUGAGAAGUUCAAGGAGCUGAAGCGCAGCAAGAAGCUGGAGAGUUUCUUGAGUCGAAAGAGGCACCGAAAUGCAGGCAAGGACAAGAGACAUCUCCCUUUGAGCAGAGAGUAUUGAAGAACUGUCAUCUGUCUGCACUGCCUAGGGAGACAAGGGUCUGUGGAGACAUGGAUCUCUGGGCUCAUUCUCCUGGUUCUUUGCUGUUCAAGGGCAAGGAAAGAUCACAUCCAAUCUUGAACUCAGAAGAUUAGGGCUCUUGGACUCCCCCUAGAGCCGGACAAGAAGAAUAGCUCAGCCUUCUGCUACGUCACACUGCCUGUAUUUGAAUUUGGUUCAUUAUGUCCUUCUGCCUUUCUUUCAUCCUAGUCUUAAACCAGUGAUUCUGGUACUGAAGAAAUGGGACCAUGAAGUCUGUGGCAAUAGGGCUGGGACUUUAUAUAGGAAUCAUUUCAUAAACAUCUGUUAUUUUUCAUUA
Molecule: messenger RNA, 1292 nt
Organism: Marmota flaviventris (yellow-bellied marmot)
Lineage: Eukaryota; Metazoa; Chordata; Mammalia; Rodentia; Sciuridae
Source: RefSeq, a predicted model, not a curated record